AUGGGGGGGGCUUGUGGUGGUGACUUGAGGGGCGCUUUUGUGGUCUCCGCUUUAGUGGUGGUGGUAGAGGUGGCCUCAGCAGAGGGGAUGGGGGUGGGGGACGCGUGUGGUGGGGGGGUGGAGGACGUGUGUGGUGGGGGGGUGGAGGACGUGUGUGGUGGGGGGGUGGAGGACGCGUGUGGUGGGGGGGUGGAGGGCGACGAGGUCUUUAUAGAGGGAUCACGCAGGGAUGCAGGUGCUUGGGUUGGUGGGAUGGAGAGAAGCGAGGCGAGAGAAGCGGCAGUGGCGGGUGAGGCGGCUGCUCCCGGUGGGAUGGUAAGGAAACAGCUGCUCUCGCUCCUGCAGCAGCGACUGCCAUUGCUAAACCAGACAGUACCGGGCAGCCUACUGCCGUUUCCACAUAACACCACACCACUCACCGUGCCUCUCUGCCACCCCUCGCAUCUUCUCCCUCAGGUAAGGAAAGAGCUGCUCCCUCUGCUGCAGCACAGCACAGAGAUGCUGUACAUACACCAGAGACCACCAGAUAGGCUACUGCCGUUUCCACAUAACACCACACCACUCACCAUGCCUCUCUGCCACCCCUCGCAUCUUCUCACUCAGGUAAGGAAAGAGCUGCUCCCUCUGCUGCAGCACAGCACAGAGAUGCUGUACAUACACCAGAGACCACCAGAUAGGCUACUGCCGUUUCCACAUAACACCACACCACUCACCAUGCCUCUCUGCCACCCCUCGCAUCUUCUCCCUCAGGUAAGGGAAGAGCUGCUCUCGCUCCUGAAGCAGCGCCUGCCAGCCGCUCGCCCCCAGGGAGAGAAGGGAUGGCCGAUAUGGAGGCACGGCCUGGGGUGGGGUGACCUGGGGGAUGGGAUGGGGGAUGGGGUGUGGGAUGGGGUGUGGGAUGGGGUGUGGGAUGGGGUGUGGGAUGGGGUGUGGGAUGGGGUGUGGGAUGGGGUGUGGGAUGGGGUGUGGGAUGGGGUGUGGGAUGGGGUGUGGGAUGGGGUGUGGGAUGGGGUGUGGAAUGGGGUGUGGGAUGGGGUGUGGGAUGGGGUGUGGGAUGGGGUGUGGGAUGGGGUGUGGGAUGGGGUGUGGGAUGGGGUGUGGGAUGGGGUGUGGGAUGGGGUGUGGGAUGGGGUGUGGGAUGGGGUGUGGGAUGGGGUGUGGGAUGGGGUGUGGGAUGGGGUGUGGGAUGGGGUUGUGGGAUGGGGUGUGGGAUGGGGUGUGGGAUGGGGUGUGGGAUGGGGUGUGGGAUGGGGGUGUGGGAUGGGGUGUGGGAUGGGGUGUGGGAUGGGGUGUGGGAUGGGGUGUGGGAUGGGGUGUGGGAUGGGGUGUGGGAUGGGGUGUGGGAUGGGGUGUGGGAUGGGGUGUGGGAUGGGGUGUGGGAUGGGGUGUGGGAUGGGGUGUGGGAUGGGGUGUGGGAUGGGGUUGUGGGAUGGGGUGUGGGAUGGGGUGUGGGAUGGGGUGUGGGAUGGGGUGUGGGAUGGGGUGUGGGAUGGGGUUGUGGGAUGGGGUGUGGGAUGGGGUGUGGGAUGGGGUGUGGGAUGGGGUGUGGGAUGGGGUGUGGGAUGGGGUGUGGGAUGGGGUGUGGGAUGGGGUGUGGGAUGGGGUGUGGGAUGGGGUGUGGGAUGGGGUGUGGGAUGGGGUGUGGGAUGGGGUGUGGGAUGGGGUGUGGGAUGGGGUGUGGGAUGGGGUGUGGGAUGGGGUGUGGGAUGGGGUUGUGGGAUGGGUUGUGGGAUAGGGUGUGGGAUGGGGUGUGGGAUGGGGUGUGGGAUGGGGUGUGGGAUGGGGUGUGGGAUGGGGUGUGGGAUGGGGUGUGGGAUUGGGUGUGGGAUUGGGUGUGGGAUGGGGUUGUGGGAUGGGGUGUGGGAUGGGGUGUGGGAUGGGGUGUGGGAUGGGGUGUGGGAUGGGGUGUGGGAUGGGGUGUGGGAUGGGGUGUGGAUGGGGUGUGGAUGGGGUGUGGGAUGGGGUGUGGGAUGGGGUGUGGGAUGGGGUGUGGGAUGGGGUGUGGGAUGGGGUGUGGGAUGGGGUGUGGGAUGGGGUGUGGAUGGGGUGUGGGAUGGGGUGUGGGAUGGGGUGUGGGAUGGGGUGUGGGAUGGGGUGUGGGAUGGGGUGUGGGAUGGGGUGUGGGAUGGGGUGUGGGAUGGGGUGUGGGAUGGGGUGUGGAUGGGGUGUGGGAUGGGGUGUGGGAUGGGGUGUGGGAUGGGGUGUGGGAUGGGGUGUGGGAUGGGGUGUGGGAUGGGGUGUGGGAUGGGGUGUGGGAUGGGGUGUGGGAUGGGGUGUGGGAUGGGGUGUGGGAUGGGGUGUGGGAUGGGGUGUGGGAUGGGGUGUGGGAUGGGGUGUGGGAUGGGGUGUGGGAUGGGGUGUGGGAUGGGAUGGGGUGUGGGAUGGGGUGUGGGAUGGGGUGUGGGAUGGGGUGUGGGAUGGGGUGUGGGAUGGGGUGUGGGAUGGGGUGUGGGAUGGGGUGUGGGAUGGGGUGUGGGAUGGGGUGUGGGAUGGGGUGUGGGAUGGGGUGUGGGAUGGGGUGUGGAUGGGGUGUGGGAUGGGGUGUGGGAUGGGGUGUGGGAUGGGGUGUGGGAUGGGGUGUGGGAUGGGGUGUGGGAUGGGGUGUGGGAUGGGGUGUGGGAUGGGGUGUGGGAUGGGGUGUGGGAUGGGGUGUGGGAUGGGGUGUGGGAUGGGGUGUGGGAUGGGGUGUGGGAUGGGGUGUGGGAUGGGGUGUGGGAUGGGGUGUGGGAUGGGGUGUGGGAUGGGGUGUGGGAUGGGGUGUGGGAUGGGGUGUGGGAUGGGGUGUGGGAUGGGGUGUGGGAUGGGGUGUGGGAUGGGGUGUGGGAUGGGUGUGGGAUGGGUGUGGGAUGGGGUGUGUGGGUGUGGGAUGGGGUGUGGGAUGGGGUGUGGGAUGGGGUGUGGGAUGGGGUGUGGGAUGGGGUGUGGGAUGGGGUGUGGGAUUGGGUGUGGGAUGGGGUGUGGGAUGGGGUGUGGGAUCGGGUGUGGGAUGGGUGUGGAUGGGGUGUGGAUGGGGUGUGGGAUGGGGUGUGGGAUGGGGUGUGGGAUGGGGUGUGGGAUGGGGUGUGGGGAUGGGGUUGUGGGAUGGGGGUGGGAUGGGGUGUGGGAUGGGGUGUGGGAUGGGGUGUGGGAUGGGGUGUGGGAUGGGGUGUGGGAUGGGUGUGGAUGGGUGUGGGAUGGGGUGUGGGAUGGGGUGUGGGAUGGGGUGUGGGAUGGGGCAUGGGUUUGGCAUGUGAAGUGCAAAGCGUGGGGAAGAAGGUUGCUGCACUACUGCAGCAGUCGCUCUCCUCCAUACCCCUUCCUCCACGCCCCUUCCUCAUGCCCGCUCUGCCACGGCCCUUUCCUCCCCCCACCCCCCCUCUCCCUUUUCCACACCUCCAGCCCCCUCCUCCAUGGCCCCUCGUCCAUCUCAUUCCACCCACCCACCGGGACGUGCCAUGGGCUCGACGUGAUCAGGACGUGCCAUGGGCUCGACGUGAUCAGGACGUGCCAUGGGCUCGACGUUAUCAGGACGUGCCAUGGGCUCGACGUGAUCAGGACGUGCCAUGGGCUCGACGUGAUCAGGACGUGCCAUGGGCUCGACGUGAUCAGGACAUGCCAUGGGCUCGACGUGAUCAGGACGUGCCAUGGGCUCGACGUUAUCAGGACGUGCCAUGGGCUCGACGUGAUCAGGACGUGCCAUGGGCUCGACGUGAUCAGGACGUGCCAUGGGCUCGACGUGAUCAGGACGUGCCAUGGGCUCGACGUUAUCAGGACGUGCCAUGGGCUCGACGUUAUCAGGACGUGCCAUGGGCUCGACGUGAUCAGGACGUGCCAUGGGCUCGACGUGAUCAGGACGUGCCAUGGGCUCGACGUGAUCAGGACGUGCCAUGGGCUCGACGUUAUCAGGACGUGCCAUGGGCUCGACGUGAUCAGGACGUGCCAUGGGCUCGACGUGAUCAGGACGUGCCAUGGGCUCGACGUGAUCAGGACGUGCCAUGGGCUCGACUUGAUCAGGACGUGCCAUGGGCUCGACGUUAUCAGGACGUGCCAUGGGCUCGACGUUAUCAGGACGUGCCAUGGGCUCGACGUGAUCAGGACGUGCCAUGGGCUCGACGUGAUCAGGACGUGCCAUGGGCUCGACGUGAUCAGGACGUGCCAUGGGCUCGACGUGAUCAGGACGUGCCAUGGGCUCGACGUGAUCAGGACGUGCCAUGGGCUCGACGUGAUCAGGACGUGCCAUGGGCUCGACGUGAUCAGGACGUGCCAUGGGCUCGACGUGAUCAGGACGUGCCAUGGGCUCGACGUUAUCAGGACGUGCCAUGGGCUCGACGUGAUCAGGACGUGCCAUGGGCUCGACGUUAUCAGGACGUGCCAUGGGCUCGACGUGAUCAGGACGUGCCAUGGGCUCGACGUUAUCAGGACGUGCCAUGGGCUCGACGUUAUCAGGACGUGCCAUGGGCUCGACGUGAUCAGGACGUGCCAUGGGCUCGACGUGAUCAGGACGUGCCAUGGGCUCGACGUUAUCAGGACGUGCCAUGGGCUCGACGUGAUCAGGACGUGCCAUGGGCUCGACGUUAUCAGGACGUGCCAUGGGCUCGACGUGAUCAGGACGUGCCAUGGGCUCGACGUGAUCAGGACGUGCCAUGGGCUCGACGUGAUCAGGACGUGCCAUGGGCUCGACGUGAUCAGGACGUGCCAUGGGCUCGACGUGAUCAGGACGUGCCAUGGGCUCGACGUUAUCAGGACGUGCCAUGGGCUCGACGUGAUCAGGACGUGCCAUGGGCUCGACGUUAUCAGGACGUGCCAUGGGCUCGACGUGAUCAGGACGUGCCAUGGGCUCGACGUUAUCAGGACGUGCCAUGGGCUCGACGUUAUCAGGACGUGCCAUGGGCUCGACGUGAUCAGGACGUGCCAUGGGCUCGACGUGAUCAGGACGUGCCAUGGGCUCGACGUGAUCAGGACGUGCCAUGGGCUCGACGUGAUCAGGACGUGCCAUGGGCUCGACGUUAUCAGGACGUGCCAUGGGCUCGACGUGAUCAGGACGUGCCAUGGGCUCGACGUUAUCAGGACGUGCCAUGGGCUCGACGUGAUCAGGACGUGCCAUGGGCUCGACGUUAUCAGGACGUGCCAUGGGCUCGACGUUAUCAGGAGCCCUGA
Molecule: messenger RNA, 5136 nt
Organism: Closterium sp. NIES-65
Lineage: Eukaryota; Viridiplantae; Streptophyta; Zygnematophyceae; Desmidiales; Closteriaceae
Source: the annotation of a GenBank genome assembly